Molecule: messenger RNA, 3674 nt
Organism: Exophiala viscosa
Lineage: Eukaryota; Fungi; Ascomycota; Eurotiomycetes; Chaetothyriales; Herpotrichiellaceae
Exons: 1
Coding region: 381-3422 (1013 amino acids)
Biological process (GO): protein K48-linked deubiquitination
Cellular component (GO): cytosol; cell periphery
Molecular function (GO): cysteine-type carboxypeptidase activity; cysteine-type deubiquitinase activity; K48-linked deubiquitinase activity
Source: RefSeq, a predicted model, not a curated record
GUGGUACGUCACUCUACUUAAGUGCGGGCAAUGGCAAUAAUAAGUGCAUGCCACCGCAUACAAAAUAAACUUGCUGUAGCAGUACUGUACGAUCAACACCAGAAAUCCCGUUGCACACACGGCUUACACGGUCUGGUCGGCCAGCCACGACCUUUGAUCUCUACAAUAUAGACACACCAGUCCGGAUUAUUUCGGUCUCUACAGACUUGCCUCUCAUACCUGUGAUGAGAACGAAAGCAAAUCAUCGUGGCAUCAAGGCGCACUUCAUCGCAGGGCCUCCCAACGCCAUGUGAAGCGCAGGCAGCCAACUUACUACCAGUCCGACAUCUGACCGCUUGUUUACAGUUUAUAUCCGGUGCGCUCUGCGACACUCCAACAUCAUGGUGUCGCGCAAAACUAGUCUACCGUACCCAGCGAGCUCGUCGUCGCAGGCUGACACCCCUCCUCACAACACCGGCUUCCAUUCGAACCUCAUACCCGACUCUGCUGACCUGCCCCCUGUUACAAGGUCUCCCAGAACCUCUCCCAGAAGCGCGCAAGGCAGUUUUCAGAAUACUGACAACCCGUGGUCUGACGUCGGGACACAAGAUUUGAGGUCGGAUCGACCGUUGCCUGAGAUUUUGAGGGCAGGCCCGAGACCCCAUGAGAAUAAUGAUCCACCACUGACACAAAAUAACUUGUCCAAUGUUCCGCAGGCGCUUCGAGUCGGUCAGCCACGAGAGGACACGCCCAGGUCUUCACUGGACAGCGAUAGGUCGAAGGGUUUCUGGGAAGAGUCGGACGACGAGGGAGAAGAGAGAAGCGAGAGCCCAAAGAAGUCGCUUGUUCCGCCAGAGGUCGACGCACACAGCGAUGCUUGGGUAAAUGUCGAACCGCUUGAGAAGUCUCAAGGGAUCAAAAGGAAGCCGGUGGCUAUAGGCAUGUCGCCGCAACCAGAUCAGCCGCCGCCAGCUCCGCCUUUCGCGUCUAACAACCCGUUCAGGCGACCUUCGCAGCAAGUGCAAGCAGCAGAGGAUCUUCAUGGGCCGGACUGGAGUCAGGACGCGGUUCGAUUGGACAAGGGAAAGGCGCCUGUUCGAGAAGACGCUGGACCCCCAACUGAUUACUUCAGAGGCGUGAGCUUGGGAAGCAGUACGGUCCCUGAUCUGUCGUCCUACAACGGGCAAGAAGGCCCUGAGGCUCCGGCGGAGAAAUGGCAAAACGAGAAGCUGACGGUACAACCUCCUAUGCCACAAGCACCUCCGCCCCCUCCGCCAGCCGAACCCUUUUCGCCCUUUAGCAAGCAGCCUGGUCUGAUCCCAGUCUCACCACAGCCAGCUUCUAUAGAGAAUCCCUGGUCUUCCAACGUCAGCCUUGCCGCGCCAACUCCAUCACCGAUACCAUUCUCGCCCUCUCAGAAAAACGUAUCAGAGUAUAAUGAUGGUCUGCUAGACCGUGGGCAGCGCACCGGAGUUGUGUCUUUGAAGGACGAACUGGAAACAUUGCCGAAUGCGGCAGAGAAUCCUGUGCGACCUCAGGAUGAACCGUCACUGCUGGAAGAUGAUGUCGGCCCACCUUUGCCAGUCAGGCCAAGUCAACAGUCUGGUACCGAUUAUUUCCAGCCACCCGCUGGACCGCCUCCUUCCAAAGCGCCGCGCCCAACUAUACGCACGACCGUUCCAUCAGAAGAGGAAGUGGCCCGGAUGGUCGAACAGCGGAAUGAGACAUAUCAGAUCAAGCACUUCAACUGGUUCGAUCAUAGCUCACGGAAGUUGCGAAGAUCGUCUAUGUUGACACAAAAUAAGAACGGCCCUUGUCCUUUACUUGCCCUAGUCAAUGCUCUCAUAUUAGGAGCACAGAACGAAUCUCAAGCAGUGUUAGAUGAAGCACUCCGAUCCAGAGAACAAGUGACGCUGGGCCUUAUUAUUGAGACCCUGAUGGACGAACUUCUCUCAAGAGGGUACGAAGCCGUCGGAGGAGACUUGCCGGAUGUGGACGAGUUGAACAGCUUCUUGAUGCGCUUACGGACGGGCAUGAAUGCAAAUCCUAGAUUUGUGCCUUAUUCUGCGACUCCCCCUAACCUGAUGGACGACGAUGACUCCAUGUUGGAUGGAUCUCAGCGUCAAAAAGCGCCGCAACGGCUCGGAACAUUUGAAGCCACCACAGAUAUGAAGCUGUAUGGAGCUUUCUCAGUAUCCCUGAUACAUGGCUGGCUUCCCGACCCAUCUACAGACACUUCAAAAGCUUUUGCACGGUCUGCUCCCACCUACGAAGACGCUCAAGCUUUGCAGUUUGGCGAAGAGGAAUUAGAGUAUAAAAUGUCACGUCAGGGACUGACACCGGCAGAACAAAACAUGUGGGACGACAUCAUGGCAAUCAAGGACUUUUUCAAGACCUACCCAACACAGCUGACACCGACUGGACUGGAAGUAGUGCAAGAGACCAUCGCACCUGGCACCUUUGCAAUUAUGUUCCGAAAUGAUCAUUUCAGCACCGUGUACAAGCAUCCCGAGAGCGGUCAGCUGUUCACUCUCAUCACCGAUGCUGGCUAUGCGGAUCGAGAUGAGAUCAUCUGGGAGAGUCUGCUCGACAUCAGCGGCAAACACAACGAAUUCUUUAGCGGAGACUUCAUGCCCGUCAGCCAUCACGAUGGCGCAGACGACUCAUCAACGCAUCCUGCAUCACGGCGAACUUCACAGCUGCUGACCGUGAACAAUCCGGAUGUCGCGACUCCACUGUCGCCGCAAGAACAACAAGAACAGCAUGACGCUGAUUUCGCCAUGGCCUUGCAGCUGCAGGAAGAAGAGGAGCAGCGACAGCGAGCAGAGAGGAAUCGGCGCAGAAGCAGCGCAAAUACACCCAGUGAUAACAAUAACAACCGCAACAGCAACCCGCGCAGAUCGACAGGCAAUAUCCCGAUAACUCUGUCGCGACCACAACCAGAAGUGCGCCCGGCCAUUCCACCUCGUAAUUCACAUGCGCCUGCCAGUGUCGCUGUGAGCAGGCCCGUCGAUCCAGCAGACGAGGCGCCUCCACCGCUAUAUGAAGAAGCCGUCAAGGGACAACCUUAUAUCCCACCACUCGGAAGUCCCCUGCAUCCGUCGGCGGAGCCCAGCCCCAUGAAUUCGAACACGCAAUUGACAGGGACAGUCAGCAAUACUUCGACGUCAGCGAUCGAAUCCACCAACUCGCAUCAGUCAGGGCCGCCUCCUGGAGCUGGCCCCGGCGUCCUCAGAAGACAACCUGGCAGACGAGCGAGUGCGUACAGUGAAACGUCGCAGUAUUACUCGCCGCACCAGCAGCGGAUACCUGGAGGGUACAGUUAUGCUGCGGCUCAGGCGCAGGGGUUUGGCGGCCCGUCGAGGCAGACCAAUAUGCAGCGCAUGCAGCAGCAGCAGCUACUACAACAACAGCAGCAGGAUAGGGACUGCGUUGUCAUGUAGCCGAGCUUGACCAUGGAAGGGAGCAAAGAGGUGGUGGUUUUUUCUUCUAUUUGGUUGUCCUCGACUGCCUGUCGGAGGGUAUUUUGACCACGGAUAUAAUGUACGCGUUUUAAUUUUCAUUAAUAGUAGGAUGUAAUGAGAUUAAAAGUAAUGCAGUCAAUGAGAUUGCCCACGCAAUGUUGAGAGCCGCUGUCGGCGAUACCUCAUCAGGUAUCGCCGGCGGGGUCCCGCACAGUCAAAAUCGAAAGAGUC